Molecule: messenger RNA, 1270 nt
Organism: Podarcis raffonei (Aeolian wall lizard)
Lineage: Eukaryota; Metazoa; Chordata; Lepidosauria; Squamata; Lacertidae
Product: trypsin-like
Exons: 6
Coding region: 178-936 (252 amino acids)
Biological process (GO): proteolysis
Molecular function (GO): serine-type endopeptidase activity
Source: RefSeq, a predicted model, not a curated record
AAAGAGCAAGGCGGGGGUGUUAACAAACACUUCCUGAAAAGCCAAAGCCCGGUAAAUCCAGGGCAGGACUAGUUGAAAUAAAAGCCAAGAAGGGCCUGAGAGACAGUGUCUUGGAUUCCGGCAGCCUUUGGGGGACAGCUUAUUCCUGGAAAGAAUUGCACCCCACCCCCAACCACCAUGUCGUCUCAUUUACUGGAAUUGCUGGCUGCCAUUUUGUUCCUGGUGUCUCCUGCUGCCACAGCAGAUGAAAACCGAAUAAUUGGCGGGGGGCCUUGUCCGAUCAAUUCCCAGCCCUGGCAGGCUGCACUUUUUUCAGGCUUCAGACUGCACUGUGGAGGGACCCUGAUCACCAACAGAUGGGUGCUCACCGCUGCCCACUGUAAAUUGGGAGUUCCUUUUCCUGUCCGCCUCGGGGAACAUCACCUCAAACAACUGGACUGGUCUGAGCAGCUGAAACUAGCGUCAAAAGUCAUUGUGCAUCCGGGCUACAACUCUCGGACCAAGAACAACGAUAUCAUGCUUGUCAAGUUGCUGACCCCGGUUUGCUUAAACAAAAAAGUCAACGUCAUUGAUUUGCCCACCAGCUGCCCUGUGCCCGGGACCCAAUGCCUCGUUUCAGGAUGGGGUACCACAACAAGCCCACAAGCAAGCUUCCCCAGUGUUUUGCAUUGUGCAAACGUCACCAUUGUUGGUCAAGACGUCUGUCGGUCCAUUUACCCGAAUUAUAUCAAUGAGAACAUGGUUUGCGCUGGCGCUAUGGAAGGAGGCACAGAUGCUUGCCAGGGUGAUUCAGGCGGCCCCCUUGUCUGCAACGGGAAGCUGCAAGGGCUUGUAUCCUGGGGCCCCCAGAUUUGUGCACAACCUAGGAGGCCUGGCGUCUAUGUGAAUGUAUGCAGAUAUGUGGACUGGAUCCGAGAAACUAUCCGCAAUAACUGAUGAUCCUGUGGCAGUUGGAGCAAAGGAGGCUGCCUUAUACCAAACUGGAGCACUGCUCCAUCGAGUUCAGUACUGUUUGACCAGAAGCAGCUCUCCAUUGUUUUAAGGCAGAGGUCAAUCCCACCCUUUCCUGGAGAUCCCAGAGACUGAACCCACCACCAAGUGCUCUACCACUAAGCUACGGCUGCUCCUCCAGCCCUGAACAAACUCUGAAGUGAGGGGGGAACAUGCUUGAUGUUUUGUUGUGGACUUCACUAGACUCCCCUAAGUUGGUUUGCAGUGUUUGUGACACUUCUGUGGCGCUGUGUAAAAAUGUACAAUAAUAAAACCUGGU